AGUGCGAAGGACAGACAAAAGAGUGCAGCCGGCUGGAUUUUAAUACAGUCUGCCAGUAAAGCCAAGGCUCUCUUGACAGUGAUUUCCUUUCCAGCAGGACCAAGAUUCUGCAACUCACUGUCCACAGUGAGCAGUGCCAUCGUUAGAAAAGAGGGAGAGGCACAAAAAAUGUAUUUUUCUUGAAUGUUAAAAUCUGGAGAAGAAUUUUAGCUACAGCCUGACAACUGCAAUAAGAAGACGAAGACACAAUCCGAAGGACGAUAAAUCAAUAACAGUCCAAGGUAACCAUGCCAACUGGAGGAUUCCAGAGGAGCAAAUUUGCCCUGUUUAUGUUGGCUUUGCCGGUCAUUUUGCACGUCUAUGGAGUCCAGGGAUGUCGGAUUGGCUCUGGGUCAGAGUGUGAGAAUGCCCCGUUUGUUCCGGGGUACAACCUGGCUGGGGAGGGUUUUGAUGUGGUGCGGAUGCGUCGAACAGGAGCGUAUGUCAUCAAUGUCAAAGGUCAUCUGGCUGACAAUCACACCUGUACACUGUGUCCAAACCCCUUUCAAAAUGGCAAGAUUCAGAGGCUCCCAGCAGCAGUGCUUGACUGGCGUCCCUUCAGCCGCUGCAGUAAACAGCUCUCUAGCGCCCUCCACCACUCUGUAGAGUCCUUGCUGCGCAGCUCCAGCUCCUUAGUUAACAACAACUGGGAUCUGGGUUUGAGCUUAGAUGAUAUUGGCAAGGCAGUGAUGGGAGGAAGCCGCUCAGACUUGGCGAAGUUUGCUCGUUCGCAGCACAGUGUGGACAAAGCCACUUUUGCCAUCCAUGAAAUCAGUUGCUCCUACUACAGCUACAGGCUGGCUGACCAUCCCCAGCUGAGCACAGAGUUCACAAAGCAUCUGCAGAGACUCCCACAGAGUUUAAAUACAAGCCAGAGCAGAGCCCUGUAUAGACGGCUGAUUGACACCUAUGGAACACACUACAUACACCAGGUCCAACUUGGUGGUAAAGUGAAGCGAAUCACAGCCUUCAGGACCUGCCUGGCCACACUGAAGGGCUUCUCAGAGUCUGAGAUCAAAAACUGCCUGAACGCUGAGCUCCGCAUAGCUCUGGGUUUCCUCCCUGCCAAUGUAUCCUUCUCCAACAAGUGUGACAACCUCUUGAAGGGCAAUAUGAGCAUGGGCUUCUAUCAAGGCUUCAUGACCCAUAAGAUUGAGGUGAUUGGAGGGGAGAGGUACUUCCCCGACAUCCUCUACCAGCAGGAUCCGUCCGAGGCCUACCACAGCUGGAUGAACAGUCUCCACGACAACCCUGAUGUGGUUUCUUAUGCUAUCUUCCCUCUGCAUCAUCUGGUGGAGGACUCGCAGAUCAGUGAUAACCUGAAAAGCACUAUCACAGAGUACAUUAAAGAGAACCAGCUGAAGGAGGACCAGCUGGGUUUAAAAAAUUGCUCCCCGACCCCCAACCUGGACCACAACUGCUGUCCGUUUCGGGCUGGCAGAGGAACUCUCAGACUGGAGAUCCACAGAGCUGCUGGUCUGAAGGCAGACACCUUCACGAAAACAGACGCCUACAUUAAGAUCUUCUACAACGGCAUAUACGAGGAGACGGAGACAGUGAUGGACGACAAUAACCCAGUAUGGAAUGUGACUUAUAACUUUGGCUCAGUGGAACUGGGUCAGGACUUGAGGUUUGAAGUCUGGGAUCGGGAUGUGCUUUACAAUGACUUAGUAGGGAAGUGUCUCAUCUUUCCUGAGCGAGGAACUCAUUCUCUAAGCUGUCAACUGCGCAAAGGAGUUCUCUAUUUCACUUAUACCAUCAAAUGUGAUUCUCACUUGACCGGCUUCAGGUGUGGACGAUACUCGCCCAAUGCCGAGUAGAUUAUGAGAUUACAGCAUGUUGUAGGUGAUUUUACAGUAGCUUUUUCGUAAUGAAUUAUAACUUAAGUUUAUGGAUUUUUAAAGAGUUUGUAAGCUGUAAUUUUCCUUGUAUUUUCCCUGAAUUGCUUGUCAACAUUAAUGUAUUCAUACCAGCCACCACUGCCUCUUUUUUCCUCCACACAUUUCAUAACUUUUACUUACUAAAAUCAUAUUCGAGACAAGUGGCAUUCCCAUCCUUACAAGAAAAGAAGUAGUUAGCUGUCAGUUCUCUUCUAUGUAACUGUCUCAGUAAUAUUUAAGUAAAAAUUCUUU
Molecule: messenger RNA, 2171 nt
Organism: Thunnus maccoyii (southern bluefin tuna)
Lineage: Eukaryota; Metazoa; Chordata; Actinopteri; Scombriformes; Scombridae
Gene: prf1.5
Product: perforin 1.5
Exons: 5
Coding region: 288-1859 (523 amino acids)
Biological process (GO): immune response
Cellular component (GO): membrane attack complex
Source: RefSeq, a predicted model, not a curated record